Ceratina calcarata is the source of this 1700-nucleotide messenger RNA. It is a transcript of the gene cGlr1, whose product is annotated as cGAS-like receptor 1. Lineage: Eukaryota; Metazoa; Arthropoda; Insecta; Hymenoptera; Apidae. The record is from RefSeq and is a predicted model, not a curated record. The transcript has 12 exons. Bases 238 to 1566 code for a protein of 442 amino acids.
UGUGCUGCAGUGUGCUGUGGGUGCUGUGCGGACUUCAUCAGUGCAACGCGCAACGUGCAACGUGCAACUGUGGUUUUACUAAUUCGGAUAUCGAUACGAUCAUGUGUACUUAACGUGCUGCAUACUUGCGAAUUAUUUAGGAAUACUUCGAAGUGACUAUUCUCAUUGGAAUAAUAUUUGACAAUAUAUAAUCAAACAAGUGUAUAUAUAAAUAAAGGAGGAAAUAUUGUAACAAUCAUGGCUGCAGAUGCCGAGAAACAUCUUUCUAGCGACGCGGUAUUUAAAUUAAUAAACAAAAGGUUUAUAACGUUAAAUGAUGAACAAGUGAAAAGAAAUAAUGUUUAUUUACGGCAGGCAAUUCAAACCAUAACGGAACGUAUGGUAGCGAAGGAUCAAUUGUUCGCGAAAGCGUAUAAAGAAAUAAAAUUUUGUGGCAGUUUUUAUAAAGGUACAAAAGUUGGAGCACCAAAUGAAUUCGAUUUAAAUAUAAUUUUGGAACUUCCUAUUAAUUACAAUUAUAUAAGGUUCUAUUCGCCACGAGAAGGAUUUAUACGAAUAGAAAUAAACGAUACUAGUAACAUAUAUAAUUCGAAGAAGUCUAACAAGCUUUCGGAUAAAGAGAAGACGUCAAUCAAUAAAUUUAUUAGUGAUGGUCUUCUGAACCCAGACAAGUUUCGUAGUUGGAUAGAAGGAGUUAUGACUAAAGUUGUUGAUGAGUUACCGAUUUAUGGAGACAAACACCAUAUGACAGUAAACCAAGAAUCAUUCUUUUAUGCAAAAGUUGCAAUACACAAGACGUACAAGAGUGGUCCAGCAUUUACUAUAAAAUUAAAUAUACCAGGAGCAUCCGAAGAGAUGAGCGUUGAUUUAGUACCUGUAUUAGCUUUUGACAUAAAUGCAGUUAAAUUAUUUAUAACGAACUUCUCUUGGCUUGAAAAGUGUCGGAAAAAUCCGUGGUUUGCAGUACCAAUAGUAUCGAACGAUGCCAGUUCUUCUUUAAGCUGGAGACUUGCUUUCAGCCUUCAGGAGAAAGACAUCCUUACGAUGUAUGGUCAUUUAAAACCUGUUAUACGUCAGAUGAAGAAAUUACGAGAUACUCAAAACUGGGCAUGUUUGAAGAGCUAUUUUAUAGAGACGGUGUUCCUUAACAAACUGCAAGAAUUAGAUAAUACAGCCUUGAAGAGAACAUCAUUUACAUACCUUUUUUAUAAGAUGCUUAUAGAGCUAAGGGACGCAUGUAAGCGUCGUAGAAUAGACUAUUUUUGGAAUCCAAGUUUCAAUUUACUGGAGGCGAGUGGAUCGUUAGAAAUGAAUAACAUUGCUAAUCGUAUUGAUAACAUCAUAAAGGAUAUUAGAAAAAAUAUUAUGUCGCAGUCAUUCAUAUUGGCUAAAUAUAUCUUAACAAGAAAUGAAUUAAAAAUAUUAGCGGACGAAUCACAUUCAAGUGGAGAUAAAUACAUUGAAGUAAAACUACGAGAUUUAUAUGAAAUAACUAGUAAGAACGGGAUGACAGCAGAUGAAACUGAAGCUACGAGUGAACAACGAUGGACAUGUAUAAUAUCAUAAUUUAAUCAGUGAGUUCUUAAAAAUAUAUCGUAAGCUCCUUUGUACUAUCAUCUUUUAUUAUAAACUUUUGAAUACUUACAAACAAAUUUAAAGGUAUCAAUUUUACAUUUUUAAUAAAUAUAUACUAUAUAUCA